This is a messenger RNA of Haemonchus placei, 288 nucleotides long. The record is from the annotation of a GenBank genome assembly. NCBI's taxonomy places the organism in Eukaryota, Metazoa, Nematoda, Chromadorea, Rhabditida, Trichostrongylidae.
AUGCGUCGUCGAAUUGCCGAACCAGGUCGCGGAGACGUGAUGGAUACAGCCGAGCCGCCGUCGUCAUCUGGGGAGUUGUGGGUGGUGGUGGCCGGUGGCGUACUCUCGUCGGCGUACGAAUCCUCCGUGGUAGCAGGCGUUGUAGCCAACGACGAUACUGGUGGUUGCUUCGGCGACGAGUUGAAGCGAGUGAUAAUGGCACGACGACGCGUGCGUGACUCUGAACAGUCGACUUUUGCCGGCCGUACCGUGGCGUAUCGUUGUAAGGAAACGCCUGGCGAUUUGUAA